AUGCCUCGAAACGUUGUUCAGGACAGCGAUGACGACGACAACGACGACUUUCUCAGCCCAGGCAGAUUGACUGCUCAUGAGGCUGCACUGCCGCAGCCAGGCAACACGCGUCGCGGGGAUGGAUCAUCUAACGAGCAGCGCGGCACGGCGUCCACAGGUACCGACACAGGUACCGACACAGAUACCAUACGGCGGGAAAUACAGGACGCCCAUCGUGCAUUGGUAGCUUCGAACUCGCCCUCGAAAACGACCUCGACCGAGCACGCCAACUCUUUACGCGACGCGACUUCUCCCCCAUCGCAACGCAUGAAGCGAAGCCCGUCCACCGCCGGCUUUGGUCUUAACAGUUCCUCGUCAAACAAGCAGCAACGCGCAAAGACCGCGAAGACGUAUGGCCAAUCAAGGCAGCGAAGGCUUGAUGCAUUGGAGGACGCCAACGGGGCUCUUGUUGCUUUAAGAGAAGGCAAGCAAGGUCACAACAGCAGCGGAAAAACAGCAGACACCAGAAAGUCGCAAGAAGCGCUACCAAGCACGGACGCCCCUGCUGAGGACCCAUCAGGAUCGAUACCUUCGUGGGACCUCCCUGGAUCUAUACAGGAUGACUUCGCGUACCAUGACCCCAUCGCCAUGUUUCCUGGCCCGUCGAGCACUAUUCCGGACAACACUAUGACGCAACAGAGGCUGAUUGACGAAGCUUUAUCAAUGCAUGCGCCUGUAUCGUUUUCUGAAUUCCACGUUCCAGAAGCACCAGCUGGUAGCAAUUCCUCCAUCCCGUGGUCGGCGUAUAUUGCGACUCAACCGGGAACCGCUGAGACGGCCUCGAAAUUGUCACACCCAAGCAAUCCUUCUCCGCAACGAUCCAUGGAUGGGGUUUCGGCUCUCACCCCAAGCGUCAAGAGCAAAACACCGAAAAGCUCGAAAUCCACAAUGCCUUCUCCGUUGAAAUCCUCUCAGCGCGUAAAGAGAGCAAGAACUACUGCUGACGCCCAGGUUGCUGGUAUCAACCAAGGUCAUUUGGGCGACGAACUGUCUCUAUCUGCGGGAUUGCUCUCAAAGAACAGCAAGAAUGCAGCUACACCCUCCGAGGCCAGCAAUGGAGCCGGCAACCGAACAGAUGAACCGCGAGCAGAAACAAAGCCUGGCAAAGAGCUCAAAAAUCCUAAAGUUGAGAAGCUGCAACCUGAGGACUUAGGGAACGAUCCACCCGGAGAACAAUCCCAGCCUCGACCUAGCCGUACAAGAUCCCUCCGUAUUCUGGAGACAUCAAGCAUGACCAGAUCAUCCGAUCCGCUUAACCCAGACGACAUCGCCGUAGGUCUCCCCAAAGAACGCUACCAGCCGCGUCCAAGCCGUUCGCGCUCCAACCCCGUCUUACAGGAAGCGCCGAUAGACUACUCAGUCCGACCCGAGAAGGCGGCAAAAGCAAGUGCAAGAGUGAACCGCCGCAAGACUACGGACACUUCCGUUCUUGGGGAGCUUGUACUAUCGGAAGCAGAGAAGCUUGAGCGUAUUACUGCUAUGGGGUUCAGUAGCAGCGAGGGAAGAAAAGCGCUCCGGGAUCAUGUUGGGAAUUUGACUGCCGCGGUUGGGUGGCUGGCCAAUCGUUCGGCGACGGCCACGGCGACGGGGACGCAGGACUCGCUUGCUGAUGGGAUUGCUGUCAAAUCGAGCCGAGCGUCGAAAGUAAAAGAACCGGCAGUCACGAAGGGAAAAACACAGGCAUCGUUGAACGUAACAGAAACAGCAUCCGCAACCAUCACACAAGAGUUGAGCAACUGCCAGGGUCCAGCAAAGGAAAGGACGCCUACGAAGCGACCCGGCUUCGUUCACAUCGAGAUACCAUCUGCGAAAGCCGUGAAACAGUUCACCAUAUCUGACAGUAUCGCUACUGGUGGUAACAGUGGAGGCGAGCCCUUAGGGAACUCAGAAGCCGAUGCCGCCAACUCGGCCUCCGCAAUUCCAGAGCCGGAAGCUCCCGUCUCCAUUGCCAAACCAUCAAAAGGCAAACGGAGGAAAUCAACCCGAGCGGACGAAGCGCCGAACGACGCGGAUGAACUGGAUGUAACCGCGCCAAAACCCAAACGCAGGAAAUCCACGCAAGCCGACGCCCAAGAGAGCGAGACACCCGUAGACCUUGCCUUUGCUCCUGCCCUACCGGACGAACCGCCAAAGAAACGAGGACGCGGCCGUCCACCAAAGGCGAAAGCUCAGGACCCUGCUGCAGAACCUCACCACGCUAGCCCUGACGCUGAGCACGCGGUUCUUGAUCAAGCAUCUAAGCCCCCAGAGCCAGCACUGCAAUAUCGGAAUCUGAACACCGUUCCUGAUCAGCAACCCGGCUCCAUGCCUACGCCGCAGAGCACGCCCCCGCAGCCCGACCCUCCGGCGGCCGCUGCAGCUACACCGCAGAAGAAAGGGAAGGCGACGGUGGGGAGUCCGACGCAUCACCCGCCGUUGAGUAAGGGGAAGACGCCGUAUCGAGUGGGUCUGAGCAGGCGUGCACGGAUUCCAUCGUUGCUGCGGGUAGUGAAGAAGUAG
This is a messenger RNA of Coniosporium apollinis CBS 100218, 2538 nucleotides long. RefSeq lists its product as uncharacterized. The transcript is spliced from 2 exons. Gene Ontology annotation, molecular function: protein binding. The record is from RefSeq and is a predicted model, not a curated record. NCBI's taxonomy places the organism in Eukaryota, Fungi, Ascomycota, Dothideomycetes. The coding region runs from base 1 to 2538 and encodes 845 amino acids.